GCGGUACACAAAAUUCCUUUAGUUUUUUACCGUUCUGUGAACAGUUCGCCAUAUUUUCGCCUGGCUAGCUAGGUAGCUAAAAUGAUGCCAAGCUAUGGUCAUGUAGCGACUAUUGCAGCAGGAAUUGCUGGCGUUACAUUCCUGGGAUAUUGCAUUUACUUCGAUCGGAAACGUAGAAGCGAUCCUUUAUUUAAACAAAAAUUGAGGGAAAGAAGAGCUAAUGCAAAGAAAAAUGUUGGUAAAUCAUCAUCUGAUCUGAAUUUGCCUGACAUGAAAGAUCAAGAGGCUGUUCAAAAAUUUUUCUUAGAAGAAGUUCAAAAGGGAGAAGAGUAUCUUGGCCAAAAUGAUUUUGACAAUUGUGUAAAACAUCUAACAAAUGCUAUUGCUGUAUGUGGACAACCACAGCAACUGUUGAAUGUGUUCAAGCAAACAUUACCUCCAAACGUCUUCCAAAUGUUGAUUCAGAAUUUAGCGUUACUUGGCUCUGUGCAAAUGCAGCAGAUGCAAAAGGCGGCAACAUCAGGUGAUACCGAUGGCUUGGAUUGAAUUAAUGCUACCAUCAAAUAUAUAAAAUUAUGGGAUCGAAGUGAAAUAUAAAAGGAUAUAUGCCAUCUUUUUCAAGCACAAAAACAUUACUCAGUGUUUUGAUACAAAAUUAUUGUAUAUUAUGUAUAUGCUUUAUACUUUGAGUCUUCUUUCUUAAAAGAUAAAAAUAUUUUGGUGA
Molecule: messenger RNA, 724 nt
Organism: Hydractinia symbiolongicarpus
Lineage: Eukaryota; Metazoa; Cnidaria; Hydrozoa; Anthoathecata; Hydractiniidae
Product: mitochondrial import receptor subunit TOM20 homolog
Exons: 4
Coding region: 82-546 (154 amino acids)
Biological process (GO): protein targeting; tRNA import into mitochondrion; protein import into mitochondrial matrix
Cellular component (GO): mitochondrial outer membrane translocase complex; mitochondrial outer membrane
Molecular function (GO): transmembrane protein transporter activity
Source: RefSeq, a predicted model, not a curated record